AGGGGGCGGCCAUGGAAAAGUUGCAGGAUUGCAGGGAUUCCUUGUUUACAUCCUCCCGGAGCGCGCCGGGGUGGGCGGUUAGCUCCGCCCCCAUUCUUCUGGGCUGACGUCAUUGUCGCUUGGUGUUUUUUAUGAAUGAAAGAAUCCAACCUCAGAGCGCAGCGGAGUAAUUCCGGGAAAAGGCGGACUGACAUUUUGUCGCCAGAGUCGCGUCGAAUCAGCAGAGUCUGAAUCUGUUUGAAGAGCCGAAGACAAUCGGAUCAUGACGACAGAGAGGAGCAACAAAGCCCUGAAGGUGAAGCAGGAGUGCGGGGAGAACGUUCCCUUCCUGUCGGACAGCGAGCUGAUGUCGCUCUCCGUGCGGGAGCUGAACCUCCACCUGCGGGGCCUCUCCCGCGAGGAGAUCCAGAAGCUGAAGCAGCGCCGGCGGACCCUGAAGAACCGCGGAUACGCGGCCAGCUGCCGCGUCAAGCGCGUCUCCCAGCGGGAGGCGCUGGAGCAGCAAAAGAUGGAGCUGCAGAGGGAGGUGGAGCGGCUCGGCGCCGAGAACGCCGGCAUGCGGAAGGAGCUGGAGGGGCUGGGCGCGCGGCUGGCCGCCCUGCAGCGGUUCGCCCGCGGCCUGGAGGCCGGCGGCGGCACGCUGCUGGCCACGGCGCCGCGCCUCAACACCGCCUCCGUCAUCACCAUCGUCAAGAGUCCGCAGCAGCCGCAGCAACAGAGAGAGCAGGAGCCGUCCUAGGGGAACCGGAACCAGAACCAGGGGGACGGGAGGGGGGCGGGGUCAGGUGGUCUGCAAUGCAAACACACACAGAGGCGUGGAAAUUCAGAACCAACACACAGGAUGCACAGACUGGAUCAGUAGGAAAAUACUAAACAUGCUGUCUGCACCUUUUUCACGUUAAGCGGAAGUGAUUUACCUCAGUGCAGUAAAGUGUGCGUCGUUGCCUAGCAACAGCAGCUUAGCUUUUCUAUCCAGGAGCAGAAAGUCACCUGUCCUCUCUCCACACACAGACUCACCUGCUCCUCCUGAACCGGACCGACCCAGAGUUACUGUACCGCAUUACUGCAGACAGGAAGUGGGCGGUUCCUCAGCGCAAACUCUGAUUGGCUCGUUCCAGCAGUGGAAACUGAAACUGUUGAUCCAAUACCAAGUAAAUAAAAGGCCAAGAUACCGGUACCGAUACUUUUAAUUACCAUCAAACUUCUGACCUUCAGCUGUUUUUGUGGUUUUUUAUGUCAUUAAAAGUCAAGACAGAAUUUGGACAAAAUUUAAAUUUGUCUACAAAAUACUACAAAACGCCUACUUCCUGUCUGAAGUUCUGGGUUCUGUCAUAUUCUGAUCGCACCGUCCAGAUUAGCGUGGAUAUUAGCCUAGCAUAGCAGUGACUGUUAGCUGUCCGGGUGUCUAAGGUUAAAGAUGCGGCCGGAAGUGUUACUGGGUUUACUUCCCCCGCUGUUCUCCUCCAUCACGGCGGUCACCAACGCAGUGCCUUCGGUUCACGCAGAACCCAAACAAAGAAAAGCAGAAGCUAACCACUCCUCCUUUCCUGUUUUAGAGCCGCGGCACUUUCAGAAUGACUGCUGUGGAUUUUCUAGGUUUUCAGCCCUAUAACACACACACACAUUUCAUAAAUGUGCAGUAACUUGGGUUCAGUCAGCUUCAGUUUCAUUACAAACAGACUUUUUUCCAGGCUUCAGACCCGCGUCGCUCCUGCUCGCCUCAAUGCAAAUCCUCUGAAACAUUCCAGUUUUGUGUUAUUUGUAACGUCCGUAUGUGCUGCAGAGACGAAAAUGUUGAGUGACAUUUUUAAGAGAUAUAUAUUCUAUAUUUUAUUUGUAUUUAAAGGUAGAUAUUCUGAAAAGACAAGCUAACGAGUGCUGUGAUGUUCUACAUGUUUUCAAAAGUACUUAUGACUAGUCUGAGAAGAUUCUCACGUCUAAUUAUUAUUACUGUGUUGUGUGGCGACAAAGAUUACAAAACGUUAAUGAUUAGCUGCGUAGAAAUACUCAAAGCCAACGGCCAUAUUGAUGUAUGAUUAUUUUUCUGUGUGUGUUUGUGUUUUAUUGCCAUAUUUGUACCAGCUCGUCGCAGCAGACUCCAGGGAGGGACAUUUAUUUUUCUACGGUGACGUUUGUUUAAAAAAAGAAGAAAAAUGGAGAGACAGAAAGCUAAAGAAAGAUGGCGGAAGAGAUGGAAACGGAAAGUCGAGGCUGGAAGAGAAAGUGCAGAGAGGACGGCUGGUUGACUUGAAGAAAUGGAGACAUGUUUAGGCCACUGAAUAUUCAUAGCAAUAUAGGUAUGAGUAGGAAUUAUAACACCAACCAUGCUGCAGAGUAAGACAUGUUUAGCUAAGUAUGAGCAUUUAUUCCCGAUAUCUUAACGUUCUUCCAAUCGUGCUGGAUGUUUUGUAAUACCUGCAAAACAAAAAUGGUAUUUGUAUUUAUUACCUGUAUUUUUUCUAUUGUGAAAAUUUAAGUACAUUGUCUAUUUUAUAUAUUAAUUAUAAUAAAUGUUGUACAUAUUGUACAUAAAACA
Messenger RNA from Poecilia latipinna (sailfin molly), 2536 nucleotides. RefSeq names its product v-maf avian musculoaponeurotic fibrosarcoma oncogene homolog F (gene maff). The coding region runs from base 263 to 739 and encodes 158 amino acids. Gene Ontology annotation, biological process: regulation of transcription by RNA polymerase II; regulation of epidermal cell differentiation. The record is from RefSeq and is a predicted model, not a curated record. The transcript is spliced from 3 exons. Lineage: Eukaryota; Metazoa; Chordata; Actinopteri; Cyprinodontiformes; Poeciliidae. Gene Ontology annotation, cellular component: nucleus. Gene Ontology annotation, molecular function: RNA polymerase II cis-regulatory region sequence-specific DNA binding; DNA-binding transcription factor activity, RNA polymerase II-specific.